Scleropages formosus (Asian bonytongue) is the source of this 2469-nucleotide messenger RNA. It is a transcript of the gene dnajb11, whose product is annotated as DnaJ heat shock protein family (Hsp40) member B11. Gene Ontology annotation, molecular function: misfolded protein binding. The transcript has 11 exons. NCBI's taxonomy places the organism in Eukaryota, Metazoa, Chordata, Actinopteri, Osteoglossiformes, Osteoglossidae. The coding region runs from base 157 to 1509 and encodes 450 amino acids. Gene Ontology annotation, biological process: protein folding; protein maturation. Gene Ontology annotation, cellular component: endoplasmic reticulum. The record is from RefSeq and is a predicted model, not a curated record.
ACUGUGGAGGAGGCCGCGGCUCUAAGCCCCGGGGGAGGAACGACCUCAGUCGGGGGGUUGGGGGGGGGUGCGCGCCACCUGGAGAGCAGCGAGGGACAAACACACACAGACUAAAGCGAAGUAACGCCUCGAACGCAGGGAACUCGUCGACAGCGGAUGAAAGGCAAUUUAAAAACGCCCCCAAGUUCCCAUCAUAACGACGGGUGCAACUGCAAGGCCCGCGCGAGAGGGCUGUGUCGAAGCUCGACCGAAUUGGGCGCUGUCUCUUUAAGAGUCAAGGGGGGAGUGGUCACAGGGAGGCGGGCUCUUCCGGGCCGAGCUGCGCGUGUCUGCGGGAAGAGGAAAGAGCCGUCGGUGAACACGAGCUUAUCCGGCUCCGAAAGAAAAGCGAGCUCGGUAGGACUCUCCGGAAAACCGGCAAUGUCUGUGGCUCUUCGACGCGUCAAACUGCGGACUGUGUGCUGCCUGCUUCUUUACUUUCUGACGGCAGUGCUGGCAGGACGCGAUUUCUACAAAAUCCUGGGGGUGCCUAAGUCGGCGUCCAUUCGUGACAUCAAGAAGGCGUACAGGAAGCUGGCCUUGCAACUGCACCCCGACAGGAACAAGGACGACCCCGAGGCGCAAGACAGGUUCGCCGACCUGGGAGCGGCGUACGAGGUACUUUCGGAUGAAGAGAAGCGAAAACAGUAUGACAUGUAUGGGGAGGAGGGCUUGAAGGAAGGCCAUCACAGUUCUCACGAUGACAUCUUCUCCAGUUUCUUUGGAAACUUUGGAACUUUCUUUGGUGGAAACCAGCGGCAGCAGGACAGAAAUGUUCCUCGGGGGAAUGACAUUGUACUCGACCUGGAAGUCACGCUUGAAGAGGUGUAUUCCGGCAACUUUGUCGAGGUGGUGCGUAAUAAACCAGUUGCCAAAGAGGCCCCGGGGAAGAGGAAAUGCAACUGUAGACAGGAAAUGAGGACUACACAGCUGGGGCCGGGGCGCUUCCAGAUGACUCAGGAAGUUGUCUGUGAUGAGUGUCCCAAUGUGAAACUGGUAAACGAGGAGAGGACCCUAGAGGUGGAAAUCGAGCAGGGGGUGCGGGAUGACAUGGAAUACCCCUUCAUCGGAGAGGGUGAACCACAUAUUGAUGGAGAACCAGGCGAUUUGCGUUUCCGCAUAAAAGUCAUGAAGCACCCUGUAUUUGAGCGUAGAGGAGACGACCUCUACACCAACGUCACCAUCUCCCUGGUGGAGGCACUCGUGGGCUUUGAAAUGGACAUCCAUCACCUGGAUGGGCACAAGGUUCACAUUGUGAGAGAUAAGAUCACCAAGCCUGGGGCCAAGGUGUGGAAGAAAGGAGAGGGUCUGCCCAACUUUGAUAACAACAACAUCCGGGGCUCACUUAUCGUCACAUUUGACAUCGAAUUCCCGAAGGAGCAGCUCGACGAACAGCAAAAAGAGGGGGUGAGGCAGUUGCUGAAGCAAACACCGGUACAGAAGGUGUAUAAUGGUCUACAAGGAUAUUGAUGUACGGAUGCACACAAGAACUGUUUCUUCAAAGGUGCGCAGUUGCACAGGACAAAGCAUUGGGCCCUAUUUAUUAUUCCACAUUGUGCUCAGGAUGGUAUCAUUUCCCGUUUUGUUUUGACUCACUGUCAUUUUGUUUCAAGCUAUUUUCACACUCCCUUUCACAGCAAUGCAGAUGUAGAAGAUGCACAGUGGUGGAAGGGAAUGUCUGUGCCCUUUUCAGCAUUUUGUUUGGAUUUUUUUUUCUUUUUUUCCCACCACUUGUGCUGUUGCUCUGUGUUGAAUCAUAACGAUGUCCCAACCUGAAUUUCCACUGAGCUGCACCCUGCAAGGUUUGCAGCUAACAAUGAAAUUGUUGACGUCCACCGGCAGAGUAAAGCUGAGGCUUCGUCUUUGACAAUGCUCCAUUGGGUGACAAAGCAAGCACACCCUUCUGGAAUUCUACUAGCCUGGAAAUGCUGGAAGAUUUUAAAUUUUCUUUUUAUUUUAAAAAAUUUUCUCCCAUGUUAAAAAAAAAAAAAAAAAGUACAGUCUGGUAUUUUGUUUUUCAUAUCUAACAGAUUGGCAUAGGAAGGAGAAUUCUAAGACUUUUUCACUUUAAAUGUUUUUACUUUCCUGUUCCAUCUUGCAGUUCAGAUUGUUCAUUUUUUGUGUGUUCUUCUAUAAAUCAGCUUUUGGAUUUAAAUCACAAUAGGGCUUUUUUUUUUUUUUUUUUUUUUUGUCCAUCCUUACAAGUGAGUUGACCUCUUGCAGGUCUAUAGAUGUAUGAUGGAGCUUUAGAAUGGCACUCCCCACUACAUGUUCUCUCAGUUCAGAAAUGACUACAGGCUAUAUUUUCUCUGGACAGCCCCUGCCUGAGUCAGUGGUGAAUACCAGACCGUUUUGUGGAGUGCUCAAGAGGAAAGAUGAAUAAUGUAAUUUUCAUUGGAAAAUUGGAUAUUAAAAAGUUUGUUUCAGUAA